UGUCUAUGUCAGUACUAGUACGUGAUUACAGAGAGAGGGCAAGAUUCAGAUUAUAUUUCGGUCGGCUGCAGGAAAUCUAUUGCUUUGCAAUGUCGUCGUCGUCAAGGGAGCUGUCUGAGGAACUAGUGUUGGAGAUUAUUUCCCGGACAGGGACAGCGCACGAUGUUGUAAGAUGCAGCUGCCUGCUGUCUAAACGUUGGCGGAAUAUAUGGCGAUCGAUCCCCGGCGGGGUCCUGGAUUUAGACAAGUCGGACAAGCUACUGCGUGGGCAGAACGAGCUGGUGUUCUGCAUCCAACCUGAAGAACAGCAACGAUUCGCGAAUCGGGUCGACCAAACCCUGACUUCCCUUCCUCAUCAAGACCUAGACGCCUUGAAAAUAGGGUUCCAACUGGCUAAAAGGGAAGAAGGAGUUUGCAGGUGGAUAGAAUUCGGGUUUACCAAGAGAGUCAAAGAAUUCACCCUAUUGUCCUUCCACUCUUCCUCCAUCAAUCGGCUCUCUUUCCCUUUUUUCACCCCUGAAUUCCUCUCCAAGCACGACCUCAGCCGCCUCGAGGUUUUGGAGAUCAAUGGCGUCUCGGAUGUCUCCCAACGAGCAGUCGAUCACAUCCUCACUAAUUGUCUCUCCCUGUGACAUUUCAUCUUGCCCAGAUGUUACUUCCAACCAACCCAUGUCGGAGAAUUAACAGGUUUAAGAGUCUGUUCUGGCAACAACCUCCAGUGUUUGGACAUCGGCGAACUUUGCGACGUUGCUAGGAUCGAGCUCAUCUCCGCCCCUCGUCUUCGUACCUUCAAGCUCAGAGGGUACAGUGGUUUGUGGGUCGAAUACCAGGAUGACCUUCCUCAACUUCAGAGACACUGUUCUCUUGUACAAGCUGCUGCUUUUUUCCAUGGUCUCGCUAUCGGUUCAGCAAGUUUAGACCUCGAUUACAGCGCCUUCAUAUAAAUGAAUGACGGGUCUCCACAUUUCUUGGAAAGCACCGUCCUCCUAAGGGCAGCUCCAAUUUUGCAUGAGUUAUCCAUAUGGUUCAAGGAUCCAUCUAAUGGGGCAAGCAGAUGGGAGAGGCUGCGAAACUGGGAUGCAGAGUACAUCCAAAUCUGAAGCGUGCAACUCUGGAUCGUAGUCAUCAACUUGAACUUGCUGCUUGCAUAAUCAUGCAUGCACCAUCCUUGAGCCAAGUCCUUAUCAAUACUCGUCAGCGAGACCAGCUCCUUGAUUCCAUUGCCAGAGUCGGGCUUUUCGAUCCCAUUGAUGCUCAUAUACGUGAAGCCAAAAUGGGGUUGGAAACACCUCUUCAAGGCUACUCUGGUACCAACCAUAUAAAUUCCACUUAUCGAUGACAGUAGUUGUACAAAAUAUGAACAAAGUUGGCUUUUCAUC
Messenger RNA from Linum trigynum, 1379 nucleotides. The record is from the annotation of a GenBank genome assembly. Lineage: Eukaryota; Viridiplantae; Streptophyta; Magnoliopsida; Malpighiales; Linaceae.